GGAAUUUUGACUAGGUAGUGUCUCGGCCCUUUUCUACUUAUCUUAUUCAACAAUGGCAUGGCGUUCCCACGGGCGCUCAAAUUUAGAUCUAGUUAAAAACCUUAGAGCCAACAAGGUUAUACACAGCGAUGAUGUGGAGAACGUCUUGGCCUUAGCCCAGGUUGACGUUGACAGAGGCAAGAACGUAACUCACAAUCCGUACAUGGACGCGCCACAGAGUAUUGGCUACGGUGUCACCAUCAGCGCUCCUCACAUGGUCACAGGAUCCUCACAGCGUUUGACACAGUUCAACAUGAUAUUUUGAAAAAAAAUUGCUUUUUUAUA
This is a messenger RNA of Macrosteles quadrilineatus (aster leafhopper), 324 nucleotides long. RefSeq names its product protein-L-isoaspartate(D-aspartate) O-methyltransferase-like. Gene Ontology annotation, cellular component: cytoplasm. The coding region runs from base 53 to 304 and encodes 83 amino acids. Gene Ontology annotation, biological process: protein modification process. The transcript is spliced from 2 exons. Gene Ontology annotation, molecular function: protein-L-isoaspartate (D-aspartate) O-methyltransferase activity. The record is from RefSeq and is a predicted model, not a curated record. NCBI's taxonomy places the organism in Eukaryota, Metazoa, Arthropoda, Insecta, Hemiptera, Cicadellidae.